Molecule: messenger RNA, 1098 nt
Organism: Spathaspora passalidarum NRRL Y-27907
Lineage: Eukaryota; Fungi; Ascomycota; Pichiomycetes; Serinales; Debaryomycetaceae
Exons: 1
Coding region: 1-1098 (365 amino acids)
Biological process (GO): regulation of DNA-templated transcription
Cellular component (GO): nucleus
Molecular function (GO): zinc ion binding
Source: RefSeq, a predicted model, not a curated record
AUGUCCAAAUCUAACCCUAAAUCUAAAACUACUUCUCAAUUACUAAAGUCCAAGAAUGAAGAUACGAUAAUAGGUUCUGGUCCCAGACUCAAAAAGAAAAAUUUGGCCAAUAUAGAAGAAAUUGAAUCGAUAUUGCAUGAUUUAGAAACUGAAGCGGCCGUGACUAAUCCCAAAGAGAGAAGGUAUUGUAAUUGUAUGGCAAGGAAACACCCCCUUUUUGAAAUUGCUCCUAAUUGUUUGAAUUGCGGCAAGAUAAUAUGUACUAAAGAAGGAUUACAACCUUGUUCAUUCUGUGGUGCUGAUAUUAUACCUAGUAAGGAUAAGGAUGAAAUUAUAAAGUUGUUGGCUAAGGAAAGAGAAGACUUAUUGUUGUCUCCUACACCCAUGACACAACUGCCAUCUACGAAAUCCAAAAAGAAGAUUGUUGUGAAAAUGAAUACAGGAGAGAAGUUUUGGGAAGCUCAAGAUAGAGCAUUCAAAGAAGCAGAGAAAGAACUAAAGAAGAAAGAAGAGGCAUUAAAGGACGAAGAAUUUGAAGUUCCAGUUGAAGGUUCUUCCCAAACAGAUGCUGAUCUUGAGAAUGCCCAAAAGAGACUAGAAACUUUGUUGAACUACCAAGAAACCGGGGCAGAAAGAACGAAAAUAAUUGACAAUGCUGCUGAUUUUGAAUUGCCCACACAUACAUUGUGGUUGACCCCAGAAGAAAGAGCAUUAAACUUGAAGAAGCAACAAAGAUUAAGACAGGAAGCCGAGAAGGAGAAGGAACGAAAAUUACGCGGGGAAAGGGUUGUGGAAAUGUCUAUUAAGGAUGGUAAAGUAACCAUGGUUGAAAAAUAUGUAUCUAAGAAGGAGCAAGCAUCUGAAGAAGAGCUUAGAUUACAAGAAUCUAUAAAGCAGAAAAAAGCCGCAGAAGCUAAUAAUGGCAACAACCAAAUUUGGGAUUACGAAAAUGACAAGCUUAAGUGGCAGAAGCCGGUCUAUUUCACUACCGGCUCAGAAGUUCCUGUUAGUUCGCCUGAACCACUUGUCAACGCCAAGAAUAGAGUGCAGUUUGCACAAGAAGAUGCAGAAGACUUGAUAGCCACAUUAAUUACAUAA